Molecule: messenger RNA, 2451 nt
Organism: Zophobas morio
Lineage: Eukaryota; Metazoa; Arthropoda; Insecta; Coleoptera; Tenebrionidae
Product: adenylate kinase isoenzyme 5
Exons: 9
Coding region: 1-1911 (636 amino acids)
Biological process (GO): UDP biosynthetic process; CDP biosynthetic process
Cellular component (GO): cytoplasm; nucleus
Molecular function (GO): UMP kinase activity; ATP binding
Source: RefSeq, a predicted model, not a curated record
AUGAUCGGUCAAGGGUGGCUAAUCUACAUGCGAGGGUUGAUUUGCUGCGACUGUCUACAUUUACGGCUGCUAAUCACUAAGGGCACGCAUUUGACUAGUGAUGGUUCUCAAGCAUUUGAAGAAGGACAGGACACUUGGGUGCAAAAUACCCCAAGACGGGCCGAACCGGGAAGAAAUACAGCCACUCCACCAACCGGGAAGUUGCCUAUGCAAAACGACACGACUGUACAGUUCGAGUCACCAAAAGUGCCAGUUAUUUUCGUUUUGGGAGGUCCUGGCAGCGGGAAGGUGACCCACUGCGACAGCCUCAUGCAAGAAAAAAAGGGCAUCACCCACAUCAACAUGACCGACCUCCUCCAACAAUACGCCAUCGGCAACGACAUGCAAGAUUUCGGCUUGCUGUCCAGCAAGACGGUGACGGAAGUCCUCAUGCUGGAAAUGAAGAUGGCGCCGGCGGCGAAGACGUAUCUGGUGUCGGGGUUUCCCCGGAACAUGCGAGACGUGGUGGAGUAUUCGGAGAAGAUUCAAAUGCUGAGCGGAGCCAUCAUGAUCUCGUGGCGACAAAAAGUCCUAGAGCGACAAAUCGACUAUGGUGCCAAAUUAGGUCAAGUUGUCUUAUCACUGGCCAGAAUGGAACUGAACAAUUUUUACAAAAACGUCAUGCCCGUGGCCGACUACUUCGACCAGAGCAACAUGCUGAUAUCGAUAAACGGUGAACGUCACCCUUCGGACGUCUACAAAGACUUCCGAACGGCCGUAUUCAAAAUCCUUGGCAUGCAAGACAACCCUCCAGUAUUCACCAACGGCAAAAUAGCCAACGUACCAUCGGACGUCACCAACGAACUUCCAACAAUGCAAACUUUGCCCCCCGUACCUGCCCCCCUCCAGACCCACCAGCCCGAGCGAAUGGUGGUAGAUCCCGAGUCAGAGCCGGAGCGGCCCAGGACGCAGGUGAUCUCCGUGAACGCCAGCAACCCCAACAACUACCAGUCGCCCGUGAAGACGGGGUGGCCGCCGGUGCUGUGGGUCAUCGGGGGCCCCGGGAGCAACAAAGCGGCCCUGUGUUCCCAGGCCUCGAAGGACACAGGCUGGACCCAUAUUAGUCUGGGGAAGCUGUUAAGGGCAGCCGCUGAACCCCCCGACCCUAGACACAACAGCGAAACGUCCAAAAUAAGGAACAGCAUCAGCGGCGGGGAAAUGGUACCUCUGGACAUAGUCAUGAAGUUCGUGGAGUCCCAUAUGGCGUCGAAUAUCACGACGCCCGGGAUCAUUUUAGACGGGUUCCCGAGGGAUAUGACGCAAGCCACGGAGUUCGAGGCAAAGUUCAAGCAAAAACCCACGAUCAUCCUCUUGGACUGCUCCAAGCUGCAGCUGGGUCGGGGGCGGCUGGACGACAGCGUGACUGCGUUCAGGAGGAGGCUGGAGAUUUUCAGACAGUCGUCGUUGCCGAUGUUGAAGGCCAUGGACAGCAUAGGACGUCUCACGAUUGUCGACGGCGACACCGACACCGUCCCCGUCCAGGAGGACUUCAAGAGCGUGGUCCGCGAGCACCUCGAGUACAUCAAGCUGCAGCAGCAGCCCCCGGAGGCCGCCCACAGCAACGGUUACGCCAACGGGCACCUCCCCAACGGGCACCUCCCCAACGGGCACCUCCCCAACGGGCACCUACCCAACGGGCACGUACCCGACGCCACCCUGCAGGACCUGGAGGCCGAGCCCAUCGAGACCAUCAGCAAGCACGUGGGCAACGGCGUGGCGCACACCAUCGCCAACGGCGUCCGCCACAUGGGCAACGGGUUCGCCCCCAACGGGUACGCCCGGGACGUGCCCCAGUACACCGCGCUGGACCGGCGCGAAGACAACGUCCGGCAGAUGUACAACGAGGUGAACUACAUGGACGGACACAUUUAGGUUUAGGUUAGACGACGAGAUUGUGAUACUCUGCGAACUUGUACAAGUAUUAUAGGUUAGGGUAGGUUAAGUUAGGCUAGUGGAGUGCUCAAGGUGCCUUAGUGGGUGACGGCGUCGGAUGCGGCGUCGGAGAUGGGUUUCUGUAAAGGGUCCAACAGUAUUUUUAGAUGUAAGGAGCAAUUUUGUAUAGUAUUGUAACACGUGAUUUAUUAUAAUAUUGAAGAAGAUUAUAUUGUUAUAAGAGAGGCCGCUGGUCGGUUUUAUUUUGCAUCUUGUUAUUUAUAAGUGAAUAAGUGGCAAACUAUUUAAUAUAUUUAGGGUAGGAACACGUAGGUUGCACACGUCACUCAGUUUCAAGAGAGCAGUACUUGCUAUUUUUAACUAGAUUUUAAUAACUUGAGCAGUAUUAUCAAAUUUUGAUGUUUUGAUUUGACUACAAUUCGUUUAGUUAGGUAUGCAGAUUGAAUGCAAAGUUAUUUUAUUAUUAUUUAUGAUGCAAAAAUCUAAUUCUUACACGUUUCUUUUUUUACAUUUUGUUAA